Molecule: messenger RNA, 1014 nt
Organism: Candidozyma duobushaemuli
Lineage: Eukaryota; Fungi; Ascomycota; Pichiomycetes; Serinales; Metschnikowiaceae
Exons: 1
Coding region: 1-1014 (337 amino acids)
Molecular function (GO): peroxiredoxin activity
Source: RefSeq, a predicted model, not a curated record
AUGGUCGUUCUCACUGCGGAAAGGCUCGUGAAGCUUGCUUACAAGUACCCCACACUUCACAGUAACUGGUACAUAAUUGCAUCCACAGCGUUGGCGGUGGUAAACCAACCGCAAGAAAUUGGUAAGGUUCUUCACUUUGCCUUGAGACAGCAGCUCUUGGAGUCCCUGAAUCCUCGAGACAAGCCGCUUUUGACUGAUCCUUAUUUGUUGAAGCUUGCGGAGGAUUCUAUCACCUCCGCUGCCAAGGCUGAUGAAUUCACGGCAGUCGGUGUGAACUUGCCAGAGGUCUUGAUCCCAUACACCUACCAUGACAAGCUCCCGCUUCCAUAUAAAUAUUCCAGAACGGAGGAUAUCACUGCUGCUCAGAUCCAAGUGGCUGCGAGGAUAAGAGAGGCUCUCUUGAAAAUUGCCCCAAUCGCUGGCUUACCAAAGUCCAUCAAUGCUUUGACAGCAUUGUAUAAGGUAACUCCAUCUACGGUAAGAGCUGCUAACAAGGCCAUGAGGCCAGCAACGGUUCAGCCAGGCCAUGUGAACUCCUCCUCGAUUGUGCAAGAGGAUGUCGCUGGCACUAGAUUCGAAGAUCAACUGAUUGACACAAGAGACACAAUCGACGGUCCCAUUUGUAAGAAGUCCGUCAGCAGUCAACAAAUCAGUGACAACUUUGUGCGUGGAUCUGCUUUGUGGGAAAGCAUCUACGGUAAGGUCAGUAACCGUGUCAAGAACCAGAUGUUCUCUGCAUACCCUGACUUAUGGCAGUACGCUAUUCACAACGUUUACUCGCCUAUCUUGAGUUUCGAAGAUAUCUUGCCAGCAAAGGAGACGUCCUUGUGCGUGGUUACCGCCUUAAUUCCACAAGAUGUGCCACCAACUCUCAAAGGCCAUGUGAGAGGAGCUGUUAACUUGGGAGCGACCAAAGAAGAAUUGACCGAUAUCAGACUCCUUGUCUUCGACAUUUGUGACUGGAGUGGUAACGUUUCCUGGAAGGGAGGUAAAGAAAGCGUCUACAAACUUUAG